AUGGAGCAAGUUGAUGUUACUAUCGUUGGUGGCGGUCCUGCUGGACUCUUUGUUGCCCUUCUCCUUCAACCAUUGGGUAUCUCAGUCCGAGUCCUGGAUGAAAAGCCUUGCAGUCUAGAGCUUGGUCGUGCUGAUGCACUCAACGCUCGAACUCAGCAGUACUUCGAGGUUGCUGGCAUCCUCGAUGAGCUUUUGCCUGAUGGCCUCAAAUGCGACACGAGCUCUACUUUCAAAGCGGGCGAUUUCAAGUCUCGCCAGAAUGCUUGGUGGGUUGGUAUCGAGCAUGCCUUUCACAAGAACUUCCUUAUGAUCGGACAGCCUGUCGUUGAACAGGUGAUGCGCAACCGUCUCGGCGAUGCAGUAAGCUACAACGAGCACGUUAUCAGCAUUGCUGAGGAAGACGAUUCUGUCACCGUCAUGACAAGCUCAGGUCGAAAGGUCCGCAGCAAAUAUGCUGUUGGGGCUGAUGGUGCCCGAUCAUUUGUCAGAAACACGCUAGGUAUCAGUUUCACUGGUACCAAGCCGGAGAUGACUUGGGCAGUUCUUGAUACCUUCUUGGACACUGAUUUCCCUGUCUGUCCUGAGAUCAUCACGUUCGAGCUUGAUGGAGAGUCUCGAGUUGCGUGGAUCCCAAGAGAACGAGGAAUGUCUCGGUUCUAUGUUCUUCUUAAGGGUGAGAUCACGCAGCAGCUGGCUGAGCAGUCUAUCAGAGAACAUCUAGCACCAUAUCGAGUGGAAUUUACGAAAACGGAAUGGUUCAGCACAUUUCAUGUCAAGGAACGGCUUGCUGGUACCUUUAUCUCCAAGGAAGGUCAUGGAAGAAUCAUCUUGGCCGGAGAUGCUGCCCACGUUCAUUCCGUCAACGGCGGCCAAGGCUUAAACACAGGUGUCUCCGAUGCUUUCGCUUUGGCCUGGCGUCUCUCAGCACUCGCACGCCCAUCCAACCUUACUCCCGAAGCAAGAGACGAUAUUCUUCGCAGCUACGAUAUCGAGCGGAGAUCCACCGCCGCUCAAGUCAUCGGAGUGGCUGCAGCACUAGUCAGGGACACCAUACACACAGCCAAGAAAUAUGUCUCCACAAUCGAACGAAAUGCCGGCUUUAUCACAGGCAUGGGUGUCAACUACAGCGAGUUUGCCACUCCACUGAUCCAAGGUACGGAACUUGGCAUCUGGAAACCUGGAUAUCGCUGUCCCGAUGUGGUAAUAACUGGAUCUUCCGGUAAAGCGUCGCGACUCUAUGAAAACGUCUCUUAUGGAGAUUUCAUCGUCCUGGCUAUCGGAAGACGACUUCCGGCGAUCUCCGUCUCGGCUCCCGUUUACACUAUUCUACCCAAUGGGUCGACUAAUGGCCAUAUGGGAUGUCACCAAAACAGGGAUGGAGACAAGAACUUCACUGCUGAUUGGGUCAAGAACGAGGACUCGGCUAUUGUGAUUGUUCGGCCGGAUAUUACCCGUUCAGGAGUGGCACAGACAUGGCGCCUUGAUCUGCUGAUGUUGAGUUUUAUCUUUUUCAUCGAGAUCCACUGUGGGGAGAAGUGCCGAGACAGAACCGAUGAUAACCCUCUGGUCGAGAGCAGUUUCUCGGUUGAUGAUACAUCGCCAAAGCCAAUCCCAAAUGGCGGUUUACUCGCGUGGCUGCAAGUUGCAGGCUCGUUUUGCCUCUACUUUUGCACCUGGGGCCUCAUAGCAAGCUUUGGAAGCUUCCAAACCAUCUAUGAGCGAGAUCAGCUGUCAACUCACACGCCAUUUCAGAUCUCAGUUAUUGGUUCUCUCCAGACGUUUCUGAUGGUAUUCUCAGGCUUCAUAGUUGGUCCAAUUUAUGACUCUGGUUACUUUCGACACCUUCUGGCAGUUGGGUCUACCUUCAUUGUCACCGGCACUGUACUUCAAAGCCUGAGUCAAAAGUAUUGGCAGUAUCUUCUCACUCAAGGCCUUAUGAUUGGCAUUGGCGCCGGUUGUCUAUCGAUCUUGAGUGUUGCCAUCACUUCACUAUGGUUCACUACAAAAUUGCCCUUGGUCAACGGACUUGCAGCUUGCGGUAGUGGACUCGGAGGUGUUCUUCUCCCCAUCAUGAUUCGGGAGCUCAACGCACAGACAAGCUUGCCAUGGGCAACAAGGGCUAUGGCUUUGUUACUGUUGGUCCUACUCCUGUUUUCAAACCUUGUGCUUCGACCGGGGCUAAAUCCCAACGGACCAUCCCAACGAAGGCAACUUCUUGACAAGACAGCUUUCACUGACUGGCCUUACGUUCUUUUCGUGGCUGGGUGUUUUUCUGUCUUCUUGGGAAUGUACACACCAUUCGUCUACGUACAAAGCUACGCCCUAGACAACAACAUUGCGUCUGAUCUCUCUGGGAAUAUGCUUGCUAUUCUAAACAGCAGCUCAAUCUUUGGCCGUAUCCUCCCUGCUUUUCUCGCUCAGAGCCUUGGACCCAUGAACACUAUUAUUAGUGCAGCAGUCUUGCUUGCCACGACAAGCUUGUGUCUCAUCUCAGCAACUACAACUCCACGAUUGCUUGUUACCGUCAUCAGCCAGGGAUUCUUCACAGGGUCCUUCUUCGCGCUUCAGCCGACCGUCUUUGUCAGACUAACUAGUGAUCCUCGAAGAAUUGGGACAAGAUUUGGUAUGGCCUUCUCGGUCAUGUCUGUCGCGCUGUUAUUCGGUCCGCCUGUUGGAGGGGCAUUGCGAAGGAGUAUGGGGUAUACGGCUGCUUGGGUCUGGGCUGGGCUGACUAUUUUCAUCGGAGGCAUUUUGAUCCUCUGCAGUAGAUUGCUGAAGGAUAAGAAGUCUUUGAUAGUCUGA
Molecule: messenger RNA, 2802 nt
Organism: Fusarium oxysporum Fo47
Lineage: Eukaryota; Fungi; Ascomycota; Sordariomycetes; Hypocreales; Nectriaceae
Product: FAD binding domain-containing protein
Exons: 9
Coding region: 1-2802 (933 amino acids)
Biological process (GO): transmembrane transport
Molecular function (GO): transmembrane transporter activity; FAD binding
Source: RefSeq, a predicted model, not a curated record